Molecule: messenger RNA, 648 nt
Organism: Ascochyta rabiei
Lineage: Eukaryota; Fungi; Ascomycota; Dothideomycetes; Pleosporales; Didymellaceae
Product: ATP synthase d subunit
Exons: 2
Coding region: 1-648 (215 amino acids)
Biological process (GO): proton motive force-driven ATP synthesis
Molecular function (GO): proton transmembrane transporter activity
Source: RefSeq, a predicted model, not a curated record
AUGGCCGUCGGACGCAGCGCAGCCCUCAAGCUCGACUGGACCAAGCUCGGCCAGCAGCUCGGCCUCAGAGGCAACACCGCCGUCGCCCUGCAGUCGUUCAAGAAGCGCAACGACGACGCCCGCCGCAAGGUCACCGUCCUGUCCGAGCAGCCCCAGACAGUCGACUUCUCCCACUACCGCUCCAUCCUCAAGAACCAGGCCAUCGUCGACGACAUCGAGAAGCAGUUCUCCGCCUUCAAGCCCCAGACCUACGACGUCAACAGGCAGAUCAAGGCCAUCGAGGCCUUCGAGGCCCAGGCUCUCAAGAGCGCCGAGGAGACCAAGGCUGUCGUCGACAAGGAGCUCGGCGACCUUCAGAAGACUCUGAAGAACAUCGAGGACGCCCGGCCGUUUGCUGACCUCACCGUCGACGAGGUCGCCGCUGCCCAGCCCGAGAUCGACCAGCGCACCGAGCAGCUCGUCUCUAAGGGCCGCUGGGCCGUUCCCGGUUACAAGGCAAGUCACAGCGAUUUCACGUGCGCGCGCAUUUCCACGUAUACUAACAACCUCACAGGAGAAGUUUGGAGACCUUUCCGUAUUGUAGACGUCUCUUUCUCGAUAGCCAAGUUUUACCCGACCUGGGGUUGUAUACCUACGUAUUGUGAAUAG